AAAAGGCCCCAAAGUUAUGCUAGAGUUGUUAUUAUUUAUUCAAUCAUGCUUUAUGUUUCAUGUUUUCUGCCGUUUAUUCAGUGCUUGUAACAGAGUAGGAAAGUGCGCACUGGUUUGUGUAUUUUAUCUGAUGUCACGCAGUUAGUAUGCAGUACGGUAGAGAUAGACGUUCGUUGUCACGCACUUAGUAUGCAGUAUGAUAGAGAUGGGCGUUCGUCAUUACAGUUAAUAUUCAGUACUACAGAGAUUGUCUGUCGGUUCGGACAUAAUGGCGGGUGUCAUUUUUCCUCAGAGUGUGCGUGAAUGUGAAAAAAACCACACCCAUAUUCAAAAUUGCAUUUAAACUCGCUCAAAGGAGAAUAAAUAGAACAUUAAGAAUAUAUCUCGGCUCUUUAUUGCAUACUCUGGAAUAUUUGGCCUUAAGGAGUGUUCUGGCCGACACACCUGUGUGAACCUGGUGAUAAACCCAGAAUUAGCACCUAUACUGAGUGUUUACCCAUUAUCUCCACUACAUUGAUGGUCCUUCGAGCCGGAUCACUGGGUUUACGUCAGAGAUGGAAUUACAUCCAGAGUAUGAUGUUUGCGGUGCACGUCCCAAACGGCACAUUCGCCCACCUGUCCGCUAUGCAGACUAUGAGGUCGAUUAUAGAGGCUACAGCGGUGAGAGGUACAGACACCAAUUAGAGAGUACUCACCAGGAGGGAAAUGCCAGGAUGACAACCCUCACCUCCCCUUAUGACUCUCCCCUUCGCCCGCAGAGGCGGCAUGCUAUUCUUCAGGAGAUGGACCUGAGCUAUAGGGCAGAGAGCCAACAGCACAGCCAGGAGAAUCAGCUAGCCCCCCAGCGGUUGCCAGAUAGAGAGUUUAGGGAACAGCCACGAGAUUACUCUACUCCUCUACCGUCAUCGCUGCACCCCAUACAUACACAGGAGAAGAACCGAGUAGAUUUAGAUGACAUUCGUCAUGAAAGACACCUUCUGCAGCAGACACAGCGGCACAUGGCAUCAGAUUUAGUAGAGCUAAGAGAAUUGCGAUCAGACAUGAAACAGUUAAUAGAUGCUGUUCGCAACCUGCAGAGUCCAACCUCUAUUCAUACCAGAAAGCCAGAGUUAACGGUGAUGUCGCCACUGACACAUGUUGAAAAGGAACCUAAAGCUGAGGAAGAGGAUGAUUGGCCUGCACCACCACCAUGGCCAGACCCAGAAAUGGACAAGCUUAUCCCUCGUGAUCCGCCUAUGGCACAUUCGCUUAUCAGUAGAAUAGAUGAGGUUCCAAAGAUUAAGAAAGAAGCACUGUCAGCCCCAGCUCAUGAUCUGUCUGUGGGUCAGCCACAAGUUAAUCACUCAGGACGUGGGGCCCUUCCUCCUGCCAGGCCAUGGGAAGACACUGCAUGUCAUCCAUCGCCCUGGUUCAAGCCCGUUCAGUUGCCGCAGCAGUCACAUGGAUUACCUCCAGCUGAGCCUAAGUAUACUACGGCUUAUGGUGGUCAAAGAAAUGAGCUUGGCUACAACCUAACGCCCCAACAGCGACCUCCAGGCAUGGCAUGGACACAGGCCCCGCCCUUUAGCUCACCUCAAGGUCAUAACUACAGCGUCCCAGAGCCAAGUUACCGUGGGCCACGCCCAACAAUCCGCAGCUUCUCAAGUCGGGACCCAAGUGAGUUCGCGCGGCUCAAGAUCUCAUUGGAGAACCUCUUACCACAUGAUGCAUCUGAGCUGUUCAAAUACCAAGUGUUGGUUGAUCACCUGCAACUAGAAGAAGCCAGGUUAAUAGCAGAUGCUUACCUUAACUCCCCAACACCCUUCUCAGACACAAUGGUUGCCCUAAAUGACAAGUUCGGCCAGCCACAUCAGAUAGCGCUGAGGCGUAUUGCUGCUGUGAUGGACUCACCUGACAUAAGGCGGGGAGACUUUGCUGCAUUUGAGAAGUUUGCACUCCAGAUACAGUCAUUGGUUGGGAUGCUGAAGACAAUAGGCCACGAGGGUGAAGUGGAACUACAGUGUGGCUCACAUGUUGCUCGUCUGCUGAGCAAGCUGCCGCCUGAGCAGAGAGCAGAGUUUCGCCGCUGCAUGUACCAUCAGGGCACGCAAACCCACACAUUAACUAAUCUUUCCGAUUGGUUGAAAUACGAGUCUUGGUGCCAGGACUCUGAAGGACAGUUAGCUGUGAGAGGAGCUUGAGAGAA
Molecule: messenger RNA, 2185 nt
Organism: Misgurnus anguillicaudatus (oriental weatherfish)
Lineage: Eukaryota; Metazoa; Chordata; Actinopteri; Cypriniformes; Cobitidae
Source: RefSeq, a predicted model, not a curated record